Molecule: messenger RNA, 1095 nt
Organism: Pelobates cultripes (western spadefoot toad)
Lineage: Eukaryota; Metazoa; Chordata; Amphibia; Anura; Pelobatidae
Source: the annotation of a GenBank genome assembly
AUGGCAGCAAAAAAAACAAGAGCACAGGCGACCACCACCCCAGCGGUACCACCUACCUCGUCCAAAACAUCCCUCCGACGGUAUUUCGGAGAAAAACCGGAGACGGAGAUCAAAUCCAAGAUGGCGGCGACGGAGAAAUCUCCCGCGCACAGCGCACCAUCCAGCCCUGCACCCUCAGAAAACUCAUUAGAGGGCAACGACCUAAAAACCCUACUCUCACAAUUGCCAUCUAAACUAGACUUGGAACUGAUGUUUUCCAAGAUGGAGAGGAGCUUUGGGGACAAACUACAAUCGCUCCACAAAGAGGUAAGCCAAAUAGGCCACAGGGUACAAACACUAGAAGAGGAAGGGGAAGCAAGUUCCCUGCAUCUCACAAAUAUACAAUCCCUACAGCAAACCCACAAUGAAGCCAUCCUAUUCUUACAAAGGAAAUUAGAGGAUUUGGACAAUAGAGGCAGGAGAAACAACCUCAGGAUAAGGGGUUUCCCUGAAACACAGGAGGGAGAGACAGAAGAUAUCAUACUCCUACUCACUGGCCUCUUUAACAAGAUAUUGGGCAGACCUCUUGACACUGUCAUUAAAUUUGACCGCGCGCAUAGAGCGCUUAGACCCCGGGCACUGCCCCAGGACAAACCGAGGGAUAUUAUAUGUAAAAUCCACCACUUCCCACUCAAAGAAGCAAUCCUGCAAAAAGCCAGGCGCCUCAGAGAAAUCAAACAUGACGAACAUAAAGUGCUGAUCUUUCAAGACUUGGCACAAUCGACCCUCAUAGCGAGGAGGGCACUCAGACCCAUAACAGCAGCCCUUUCGGACAUGAACAUUAGAUACAGAUGGGCAUAUCCCUUCGCUCUUGUGGUCACUCAGCAAGGGACGACGUUCUCUAUCUCGACACCUGCGGAGGUCCAAGCCUUCCAGCAAGCCCUAAAACUACCAAAGGCCGCAGUGGAGGACUGGACUGGGCUAACAUUGGGACAGACAUCACACACCUUUCGGAGAAAUACAUGGCAAAGAACCCCGAAAAAGCGUAGAAGGCGUAUCCCAUCGAGCAACGAACAGACCACGUCCCCCAGAUGCGCUACAAGCAGACCCGCCUGA